CACUGAUUGGCAGCACUGAUAGGUGGCACUGAUUGGCAUUGAUAGGUGGCACUGACUGGCACUGAUGGGUGACACUGAAAGGCAGCUCAGAUGGGCACCAAUAUGUAGCAUUGAUGUGCACUGGUUGACACUGAUAUGUGGCAUUGAUGUGGCACUGAUGGGCACUGGCAGGUGGCAUGGAUGAGCACUGAGAUCUGGCACUGAUGGACACUGACAGGUGGCACUGCUGGGGCUACACUGAUCAUCAGGGCACACUGAUCAUCAGUGCCCUGAUGAUCAGUGCACAUGUCCCCUCCGAGGAAUCUGUCAGCAUGACAGCUCGUGAGGAUAGAAAUACCGAUAACUGGCAUUUCCCUGUUUACAUGCGACCAGCUGUGAUUGGA
This is a messenger RNA of Staurois parvus, 383 nucleotides long. NCBI's taxonomy places the organism in Eukaryota, Metazoa, Chordata, Amphibia, Anura, Ranidae. The record is from the annotation of a GenBank genome assembly.